GACACGGGGUGGUAAUCAGAUUGCAAAACCAACCCGAGCAGUAGCGGGUUCAGGCAGAUGUUGGGGAUUAUAUCGAGGAAACAGCCAGAGGAAGUGGAUGAGGCAGGCGCAGUCGAUUACUUCAAAAAGCAGCUGGGAUGCGUUGAUGGAGUGAAAAGGCCAGAAGGGAAAUGGGCCCAUCACAGGAAAUUGUGACCAUCUCGGCGGGCACUGUGGUUGGCAUUGACUCGUUGGGCAGAACGCUCUGAAUUUGGACUCUAUUGCUCUUUGAGAUUGUCAGUAGAUGCGCCAGGUAUCAGCGGAGAGACAUAGACAUCGUGUGGAAGGUGUUGUUAAUGGGGAAUGCUUGGUCCCCAAGCCAACUGCUUCUCUGAUACAGGGGAUGACGAUACUAUCAUAUUUGCAAACUAAUCGUACUCUCUCUGACACACUGUCUGCUUGUUGUUUAAUUCACAACAUCACCAGCAGGUGGAGGUUUCCCGAACCGGGACCAGGAUGUAAACAAGACGACGAUCAACAAUCGUCAGUCAGAAUCAGAAUGGACAAAGUUGGGAAAUUGAAACGAGCAGCGAUAGGACUGAAGAGGAUUUUAUCAGGCGGAUCAUCGAGGGAAGAUGAUCGGGACACGGGAAGCAAGGUACCAAAUCAGGGUCAGAUUAAGAGCAACGUCCCAAUGGAAAGUGGUCCCGCCGCAGAGGAGCAGGAGCAAAUUCAGCCCGGAGACAGUGACGUCAGCGACACCGAUCAGGACCCUGGAACCAGCACAAGUGAGGCGACCCCCUGUCAGCUCGGAAGCUCAUUGAACAUGGAAUUGUCAAGUGCCCAACAAGGAGCAGAGCCAGAGUUUACAAUCUCCGACCUCCUGGCAGAGGGGGAGGAAUACCGACUGUACCAACUGACAAAGUUCUACAGAGACAGACUCCAACAAGCGAUUGAAGAAAAGGUUGAGAGACUCGGUAUAAUGUUGACAGAGGCGGGACAUUUCAGUAGAGAAGAAAAUGAAAAAGUCACUGAACUGGCAGAGAAGGGAAACCGGGCAGAGAGUUCCAGACUCCUCCUCAGUUUGGUGAUGGGCAAAGGCUCCCGGGCCCGGAGGGCGAUGUGGAAAUGCUUUGUGACUUUGAGGACUGAGUUACCGAAGUUGGACAGAAUACUGAGGCAAAUACAGGAGAAAGGUCCUGAUCCACAGGAAUACAUGAACAUUGCCCAAGGGUUAUUUGAGUUACCUACUCAACUGAUAGGUGAGUGAUGAAUGCACAGUUCAAAUCACGCCUCAAAUGCUAGUCUGGGACUUCGUAAAAUCUGGGAAUCAAAAUUCACCUUUAAUCAUUCGCUGAUACGAGGAAAUCUGCAGCUGCUGGAAUUUGAAGGAACACACACACAAUGCUGGUGGAACGUAGCAGGCCAGGCAGCAUCUAUAGGGAGAUGUACAAUUCGCUAUUGACCUCCACAGAGAUCGUCUGGCAUUUCCUUUUCACCUAUUACUGCAUCUACAUCAUC
Hypanus sabinus (Atlantic stingray) is the source of this 1500-nucleotide messenger RNA. RefSeq lists its product as uncharacterized. The transcript has 5 exons. The record is from RefSeq and is a predicted model, not a curated record. Bases 284 to 1249 code for a protein of 321 amino acids. NCBI's taxonomy places the organism in Eukaryota, Metazoa, Chordata, Chondrichthyes, Myliobatiformes, Dasyatidae.